Olea europaea var. sylvestris is the source of this 1368-nucleotide messenger RNA. Its product is annotated as SNF1-related protein kinase regulatory subunit beta-2-like. Lineage: Eukaryota; Viridiplantae; Streptophyta; Magnoliopsida; Lamiales; Oleaceae. Gene Ontology annotation, molecular function: protein binding. Bases 339 to 1196 code for a protein of 285 amino acids. The record is from RefSeq and is a predicted model, not a curated record. The transcript has 4 exons.
CUCAUGGGUAUGGCAAAGCCCAUGCUCAAGCUCAACCCAAAACGCAUCAUUUCAAGAAAGUUCCAAACUCGUAGGAUUAAAGGAUUACAUAAUAAAUAGCCUAGCAUCAUUUUUUCACAACCAUAUUUCUUUCAGAUUUGUUUUCUCUUACCUUUAUUAUUAUACAAGUAAUCACACUAAAGUAUUUAAUCUAACUGCGAGAUAUGAUACCUUCCCCUUCGAUUUCCUUCUUUUAGAAAUGAUCAUUAAAUAUAUAAAGAUUCUUAUCUUAGAGGAUCCCAUUCUUGGUAAUUUGGGUUGGUAAGAAAGAAUAUUUUAGUGUAGUAGCAGUAAUAAUAAUGGGGAACGUGAGUGGAAGAGAAGAUGGAAGCGACAACAGCCAAUCUGGGGUUGAAAGUGGCGGUGCCGUUGGUGGCGCUGCGCCGGAUAGCAUGGCUGAUCAAGAUCCUGCUGGCGGUGAGUUCAUGGGUCAUUCCCCCCCUCCCAGCCCUAGGGCUUCUCACUCUCCUUUAAUGUUCAGACCUCAGAUGCCAUUGGUUCCUUUACAAAGACCUGAGGAGAUGAACAUUCCCAGUCCAUCAUGGAUGCAAACUACUUCGCGGCACGAAGAUGUUUGUAAUGAGCAAGGAAUUCCAACAAUGAUUACAUGGAGUCUCUACGGCAAGGAAGUUGCCGUGGAAGGAUCAUGGGAUGAUUGGAAAACAAGGAUACCCUUGCAAAGAUCAGGAAAAGACUUCACCAUUAUGAAAGUACUUCCUUCAGGAGUUUAUCAAUACAGGUUCAUUGUUGAUGGACAAUGGAGGUAUUCUCCUGACUUGCCGUGGGCCCAGGAUGAAUCUGGCAAUGCUUACAACAUUUUAGACUUGCAGGAUUAUGUCCCUGAAGAUAUCGAUAACAUUUCUGGGUUUGAACCACCUCAGUCCCCAGAUGCCAGCUACAACAAUCUGCAACUCGGUCCAGAGGACUAUGCUAAGGAACCGCCAGUGGUUCCUCCACAUCUACAGUUGACUUUGCUUAAUGCUCCGGCACCUCAAAUGGAGAUUCCACCUCCCUUUUCAAGACCUCAACAUGUAGUGCUGAAUCAUCUCUACAUGCAGAAAGGUAGGGGCAGUCCAUCGGUUGUGGCACUUGGUUCAACUCAUCGGUUCCAUUCCAAAUACGUGACAGUCGUGCUUUACAAGUCCAUAAAGAGAUGAAAUCUGAAAUCAGCAAAGAUUGCUGUCUUUAUUCCCUAAAUGUAAUCGAUAUGAUUUUCAAUAGUAAAUGUCAGGCCAAAUUCUUGUGUGAACUUUGGAAAAAGCCAGAACUUUGAAAUCUAUUUGGAAGGCAAAUUCUUGGGCACUUAUUCCCCAGUUUUGUGAUUUUUUC